CGCCCGCGUCUCCGCGCCCGCCUCAGCCGCCCCCGGCCGGGAAGAUGCACAAAGGCUCCAAGAAGUACUUCGGGCAGAAGUCCUUCAGCGAGGUGGCCAUGGACGAUUACCUGGGCAGCCUGGGGCUGUACCGUAAGAUGACGGCCAAGGACGCCUCGUGCCUCUUCCGAGCCGUCUCGGAGCAGCUGUUCUCAUCUCAAAUCCAUCAUGCGGAAGUUAGGAAAGCUUGCGUCUCGUUUAUGAGGCAGCACCAGUCUAGGUUUGAAUCCUAUGUGGAAGGCUCGUUUGAAAAAUACCUAGAACGACUAGGAGAUCCAAAGGAAAGUGCUGGCCAGCUGGAAAUAAGUGCUUUAUCAAUGAUGUACAAGCGAGACUUUAUUGUGUACCGGUACCCCGGGAAGCCUCCCACACGUGCUACAGACAAUGGCUUUGAAGACAAGAUUUUACUGUGUUGUUCCGGUAAUGGCCAUUAUGACUCUGUGUAUACAAAACAGUUUCAGGAAAAUGCUGCCAUUUGCCAGGCUGUAUUAUAUGAGAUCCUCUACAAAGAUGUGUUUGGCAUGGAUGAGGAAGAAUUAAGGUCUGCAGUUGAGGUGUUUCGAAGUGGAUCCAAGAAGAACAGAAACAGUGCUCCUGUAGGAAGUGAGGAUGCAAACUUUGGUUGUCUCCAUGAAAAAGUGCCCAGAAAUCCAUCAGAAAAGAGGCUGGAUGAGUGGGAAGGCAAUGAUACUGACAAUCCACAGGAAACCAAGUUCAAACAAGGCAUUGAAGAACAAAAGCCUCCUGAAAAUCCUCCAAAGAUGCCUGUUCCUUAUAAAGUGCUGAAGGCACUGGACUCUACUAUCUAUCGAAAUGUGGAGUUUGAUGUUUGGCUGGACAGCAGAAAAGAGCUUCAAAAAACUGACUACAUGGUGUUUGCUGGGAGACAGUACUAUUUAGGAGACAAGUGUCAGGUGUGUCUGGAACCAGGAGAGAAGUAUUACAAUGCUCACAUCCAGGAAGUUGGACAGGAUAGCAACACACUGACUGUAUUUGUUGAAGAGCUGGCAGAAAAGCACACAGUUCCUCUGGCAAACUUAAAGCCGGUGACACAAGUGGCUCCUGUCCUUGCUUGGAAUAUGGCUCACAACAGAAGAGGAGGCACUUAUCAGAAAGUGACAGGUGGACACUUCUCAGGAAUAGAAAUGGACAUGAAAACACGGAAGAGGAUGCUCAAGAAAGUCCGUGGGAAGGAAGUGUUCAUGGCUGUGGCUUACAGCAGGGGCCAGCCAAUGCUGCCACCCCGGCUGCAGCACAGUGCUCCCUCAGGGCGCUUCCCUCCCAUCCACUGCUCCCAGGGAGGGCCAGGCAUGGCACCCUACAGACCCUAUCACCAGCAGAAUCCUCCCAGACACCACCGGGACUCUGGGAUGCCUCGGGGAUCUGCCUGGCUUAUAGACAGGCACAACAUGCUUGGCCCUCAGAUAACAUUCUAUCCUAGCCCAGGGAAGAGAGGCUGUCAGAGCUGUGACAACUUCUCCUGCAGGUCCUGCUCGUACAGCCGCAGCCGCCGCCCCCUGCAGUGUGGCAGCAAGGAGUGCCACUAUGGCUUUGUGACAGGGGCUGCAGAGGAGCCCCAGGGGCCAGAAGGAACUGUAACUUUCUGUGAGAUUGAAGGAGAUGAUGACUCUGCUUUCCCUGCUCUGCCUGUGAGUUAUGAACAAAGGAGCCACAGUAACCCUGCUCCCAUUGUCCAUGGUCCAGGAACAUUUUGGGUAGCAAGGAGAAGUCCAAACUCUGUUCCAUCUAACAAGCAGACCCUGAGUGCCUUAGAGGAGGAGGAAGAAGCAAGUGAAAAUGGGAAGUUUCAUGAGGAAUAUAUCUAUGCACCUCCAGAUCCCAACUGUGAAACUGCAACAGUGUUUAGUUCAGCAGAACCUACAGCAAACUUGCUUCAGGAAGAAGGGCCAGUCUCGAUGUCACCUCAAGAUGAAGUGGCUUCCUACAGCUAUCCCCAGAAGGUAGUGUCUGGUACUCUGAGCUGUAUCUCACAACUCAUUGUGGUGGCCCUGCAGAGAGAUGUUUAUACUGCUCCAGCUACAGGUCUCUCUUCAGAUUCUGCUGCCUCCACUCCAGCCAGUGUCAUAACAGCAGCUCCCCCACAAACAGCAGUUCAGCCUGUCAUAGUAUCUCCCUUUUCUGUGGGGAGGCCAGUGAGUGAGGUGGGAGAAGCCAGUGCUGUUCUUCCAGCUUACUCUUGUGAUCCCAGUGGCAGUGAUUUGCCUCGAGAUACAAAGGUCUUGCGGUAUUAUUUUAAUAUGGGAUUGCAAUAUUGCCAUCAGAGCUGUUGGCCUUCCAUGAUGUACAUGCAGCCAGUGCUGCCUCCAUCUCCAGUGGAAGUUUACCCAGCCUAUGCUGAGCCAGCUCCUGUCCUGGAUCAGUCAGUGCCUCAGCUCUUCCCUGAUGCUGGGCAAGCUGAAGUCCACCAGGUUCCCUUGGAGGCAUCAGCAAAUGGUAACUUCCAAAACACAGAGCCUCCACCCCUGUCCUAUGGGCCAGUGUAUUACCCUGUGGUGUCAGACCCCUUCAGCCAGCAGCCUCUGCCUGGCUUUGACUCUGUGGUUCCUGCCUACCACUACAUUGGCACCUGGCAUCCAGUAAAUCCUCCCCAUGGAAAUUCCCCACCAGUGGCCAAGGCUGGGAGCUCAGGAGCACCACCCCAGGUCGGCUACAUGGCCUCCCCCAACCCUGCACCUCCUGAGGCACCUCAGGGAAUGUAA
Messenger RNA from Sturnus vulgaris (Common starling), 2759 nucleotides. The record is from RefSeq and is a predicted model, not a curated record. Lineage: Eukaryota; Metazoa; Chordata; Aves; Passeriformes; Sturnidae.